AUGCCACCCGAGGAAAUCCCAGGAAUGUCAUUCGAUUAUCACCAGAGCUCCGUACCAAAUUUCCAAAUGAAGAUUCCACUGCUUCUUUUCAACGACGCAGACACCCUGCUCUAUAUCGAUCCCCCGCCUGAGGAUGGGCCCAAGUGCCUACCAACAAUUCCUCUUCGCGUUCACAGUGAGAAGCUGUUGACAACGGGCUCUGCAUAUUUUGCUAAGCAAUUUACCCCGCGAUUUCAAAAACGUGUUCGGAGGCAGCGAGGCUUCGUUGAUAAACUACCGAAUGGCAUCAAAUAUUUGGUGGACUUGACUCCGGCAACCCUCGAGGAAGAUGCUAUCAUUGCUCUGACGGAGGUAUCGUGUCCCAUGGCUAUCCGAAAAUGGGCAUCGUUAGAGAGCAAAUGGAGUCUUCCAAGUUCCUGUGUUGGUGGUGAGGAUGAAUAUCAAAUGUGGGAGCGUCCGGAUCCAACAACAAUCUUUGAGCCAGUGACGAUCAAUGGCAACUUGGAGGAAGCGGAGGAUGAAUAUGCAAGUCAAGAAGAACCCGGAACAGACUCGCAGAUGCCAUCACAGGGAAAUAGGAAUACGGAGCGCCCGACACCCAGCACCAUAGUCCGAAAAGGGUUGCCCGUGGAGUAUUCCGCAGCCCGCCAUCGUGAUGGAAUUGAGCAUGUCCUACACGUCCUUGAGGGAUUAAGCAUAAGUCUAGAUACCCCUUGCAAACUAUGGACAUUCUUCGCCGUCGCCAAACUUUUCGACGUGGCCACCCUCCCAAGUAUCAGUGAAUACAUCACCUCUUGGUUUUACAACACAACCAUUGCACGGUUCAUUGAAAUCCAUCCCGCAAUUGCCUAUCGGGUCGCUUGUGGAAUCAAAUCCAGUUCCCUUUGCCGCUAUGCAUUUAGGGGACUGGUCAGUGAUGAAGCACUUCUCUACCUCAUAAGAACCGCACAAAUUAAGCCGUUGGAACGAUGGACAUCGUCAUUUACAAAUUCUCGGCUCAAUGAAGAUCUCGAUGACAACGAGAUACAACGAAUUGAGUACGCUAGCAAGGCCUUCGUGGACACAGUCGUCAAAGACUUUAUCCAUAUGGCGGGAGAGGAAAUGUCUUGGAUUGAAGGUAUCUCAGAAUGUGCAAAAUUGAACGAACACGCACGAGCUUUUCCUGAAGAUAAAGAAUUGGUCCAGGCCAUAAUCGAGAUCUUGAAAAAGUGCGCUAGACUUGCGAUUUAUCGACGUCUUGUAUUCGCUGCGGAUCCCUUGCGUUCUUGCGACGCAGUGCCGAAGAGUGCUCGCCAUUUGUCGGAUCGUCUCGAACAAAUCCGGACAAUGGUUUUACGGGCUAGGGAUCGCGCAUUCAAUUCACAGGAUUGUCUGGUCAGAUUAAUGGGGAGGAGUUUCUGGACCGAACUUGGGGAUAAGAGGCUUGCUCUUACCAUGGACUACUCGGAGGCAAUGAUUUUCCUUGACCGCGAGUGCAAACACGACUCCAUCGCCGAGAUCGGCUGUGGCUUGCUUGCAUUUCAAGGCCAGGAAAAUGCCAAAAUCAGGUACAUUGAGAGACAGACUCUAGAGGAGCGAAUCAGAGAUUUCAAUGAAUUGGUUGAACGUCGAGACAAGGAGCGGGAUGACAUCCUGAAAAUACAAAAGCAAGAGCGUACCGAAAGUGUGAAUCAGCAGUGGAAUCUAACUAUCAACCUACGCCGCCGGACUCUUCAGGGUGAUCAACCGGUCCCUUCAUCGUCGGAUGAUGCUUCUUCUACCGCUAUUGAUGUCAACCCGUUGGAAAAAACAACAUUGCCAGAACGGCCAGCAGAACGGGCAGAACAUUAUAAUUCACAGCAACCAUCGCAGAGGGAUAUAUUUUCUCUCUACAUUCCAUACCCUGACCCGGACGAGUCUACUCCCGUACAUGAACAGGGUUCGGCAUCCACUCCCACUGUUCCGCACUACGAGUCAAACAACGCGACUUCUGCUCCGAGCAAUCCUACUGGUGCCGAACCUGAAGGAAUGAAUGUGAAGAAUUUCGACCUAGACAAAUUCACUCUAUUGGCCACUGAAUACCUCUCCAAGUACUGCCGCGCGCGCCUAGACCCAACGGAUCAAACCCUCUUCCAAUACCAAAUUGGAGACAUCCUGACCUGCCUUACCAGGAAUGAAUAUCAGUACCUACCUCUCUGGGCCGACGGCAAUGACGAUGGGACAGGCGGCGUGUUCACAGACCAGGACAUUCCUAUUAUGGCAUCUGGAGGCUUUUCCGCCCCAGGCCCUCAAGUUCACACCGGCGGCGUUGCUUCCACUGAUGACUCUUUCAGUGACAUCAACCCGAGCGAUUCGCAGAGCACUGUCCAAGGCGCCUCUCACCACGCAACCAAUUCUCAUGCUUCAGACCUCAUGUCAGUAGAUUCAUACGACGAGAUUGAACAUCCAGGAUCUGUUGUGAGCCUUGAGUCACGGAACCUAGAGACGAUCCGGGUCAACCGUGACUACGGAUACUCCGUCUCAUCCGUGAAAUCGGACGAUGAAGAGUGUGAUGUUUACAGCGCUGGGGCCAGUACAGUUGUAAUGGGCUCGCCAAAGCUUUCUGGUUUCUCAGAUGAUGAAAUGGAUAUUAUGGGAAAUGAUGAAGAUGAUUUUGAUAUGGUGGAUGAUCUUAAUUAA
Penicillium pulvis is the source of this 2658-nucleotide messenger RNA. RefSeq lists its product as uncharacterized. The transcript has a single exon. The record is from RefSeq and is a predicted model, not a curated record. Bases 1 to 2658 code for a protein of 885 amino acids. Lineage: Eukaryota; Fungi; Ascomycota; Eurotiomycetes; Eurotiales; Aspergillaceae.